Molecule: messenger RNA, 6268 nt
Organism: Notechis scutatus (mainland tiger snake)
Lineage: Eukaryota; Metazoa; Chordata; Lepidosauria; Squamata; Elapidae
Gene: LMTK2
Product: lemur tail kinase 2
Biological process (GO): protein phosphorylation
Molecular function (GO): protein kinase activity; ATP binding
Source: RefSeq, a predicted model, not a curated record
UGGCGGCGGCGGCGGCGGCGACGGCGGGGACGAGGCGAGGUGCCGUUGCCGGCCGUGCCGCGUGAGGGAAACGGCGGCGUCUCCAGCGGGCCUCCCUCCUCGGCCUUCUCCUCCUCCUCCUCCUGCUGCUGCUGCUGCUGCUUUGCGCCGUCGUUCUCCGGCGGGAACCCAUGCCGGCCCCUCCGAGGAGCCCCGCGGGCUGAGGCGAGACAGGCCUGGCCGCGCUGAGGACUCGGCUGGAGCCUCCUCUGAGGCGGCGGAGGGAUGUCGGGCCAGCUGCUGCUCCCCGGGCUCGGCUGGGGGGGCCUCAGACUCUUCUGCUUGUGGCUGGGCAGCGGGCAGGCGGCUCCGCUGCCCCCGGCAGGGCCAGGAGAAGAGACAGCCUUUGAAAUUUCCUACUCCUUGGUGGUUCUUUCUGCCGGCGGCCUCUUAGUUUUGAUACUACUUCUUGUAAACUGUAUCUCCUGCUGUAAGGAUCAAGAGAUUAACUUCAAGGAAUUUGAAGACAAUUUUGAUGAUGAACUAGACUUCACCCCACCCGCAGAAGACACCCCGACAAUUCAGUCUCCAGCGGAAGUGUUUACCCUUAGGGUACCCAGUGUUUCUCUCCCAGCUCCAUCCCAAUUCCAACUUCCAACAGAAGACCUGAAAUCUCAGGUUGCUCGUCAGAAUUUAAAUUAUAUCCAAGAAAUAGGAAAUGGCUGGUUUGGAAAGGUUCUGCUGGGGGAAGUUUACACUGGCACUAGUGUAACCAGAGUCAUCGUGAAGGAGUUAAAAGCCAGUGCCAGCCCCAAGGAGCAGGAGCGGUUUUUGAGACAUGGGGAGCCAUAUUUUAUCCUUCAGCAUCCCAAUAUUCUCCACUGUACCGGCCAAUAUGUGGAAGCCAUUCCUUAUCUGUUGGUAUUUGAAUUUUGUGACCUGGGUGACGUAAAGACCUAUCUUUGCAACGAGCAGGAUAACAUUAAAGGAGACUCUCAAAUAAUGCUGCUACAGAGGAUGGCCUGUGAGAUUGUGGCGGGGCUUGUCACGAUGCACAAACACAAUUUUGUGCAUGGAGAUUUAGCUUUAAGGAAUUGCUUCCUCACGUCGGAUUUAAAUGUAAAAAUUGGAGAUUAUGGAAUAGGAUUCAGUAGGUACAAGGAAGAUUACAUCGAAACGGAUGAAAAUAAAUUCGUACCCCUCCGGUGGACUGCUCCAGAACUGGUGACCAGCUUUCAGGACCGGCUGUUAACAGCAGAACAGACGAAGUACAGCAACGUCUGGGCCUUGGGAGUGACACUGUGGGAGCUUUUCAGUGGCGCCGCGAAGCCUUACUCUGAGCUCUCUGAUGAGGAGGUUUUGACACAAGUCAUCAAAGAAAAACAGACCAAGCUGUCGCAACCACCCCUCGAGCAGCCCUCUUCUGAUCGAUGGUAUGAAAUCCUGCAGUUCUGCUGGCUGUCUCCGGAAAAGCGAGCCACAGCGGAGGAAGUCCAUAAGCUUUUAGUCUAUCUCUGCAUGCAAAGCCAAAGGGAUUCUGUCAUUGAUCAGGAACAGUGGGACGAUCUCAAGCCGAACAUUUCAAACCGAGAACCCUUGGGGAGUUCCGCUUUUCCGAUCCUGGAUCAUUUCACCGGCAGCCGAUUUGGCCGCGAGAUGGAAGAGGUUCUCACCGUAACCGAAACAAGCCGAGGACUCAACUUUGAAUACAUCUGGGAGGCAGCCAAACACGACCACUUUGAAUGUAACCAGUCAAACCCCAUUGACACGAAGACUUACACAAACAUCUUCUUCCCGGUGGAGGUGUUUGAGAACACGCUGACCGACCAAGGGCCUGGAGCUCAGGUUGAAAGUGGACAGGAAGUUUCCUUACUGGUGCCUGGAGAACUUCCCGUGUUUAACGCCCGUAAACCUUCAAUGGGAAGCGAUUAUUACAUCCAGUUAGAAGAAAAAAUUGGAGGCCUUGGGAGCAUCAACUUUGAUCACCAGGUUGAUGAGUUGACAACAGAAGUGGACAACCCUGAAGUUCUGAAAGACAAAAAUUGUCACGUCGUGGUUCUGGAACACUUUGCUGCUGAAUCCAGUACAGACGGGGAUAUUUUCUGUAAUAGUACAGAUCCCAAGGAAGAGAAUUUACACUGUGUUGGUCUGGUUAGCCCUUCCCAAAACGGUGGUAUCACCAAAAACGAACAGCUGGCAAAUGGGGUCAAUAGACUUGAUUUAGCUGACAUAAACGAGAUCCAUCUGGAGCUGGAAGCAAUUGCAUGCUCAGAUCUUGAGGAAUCUACCCAUGGCUUGCCCAAGAAGGAAAGCUCCCCACCCACUUCUCAAAAUGAAGUGGAUUACUUGCAAGAAGAUACCUCACAGGAAUCUAAAUUUAGCCAACUGACUUUAGAGGAGCUAUCUGAUAACUUCCUUUUUCUUCAGGAGAAGAAUUUAUUAAAGGGGACAACGAGGAACGAAAGUGGUGGCGAUCUCCAUAGAGACCCAACGGAUAAACCAGACCCACCAAAUACGAACUCUUUGGGAGUUGAAUGUAACAUGAGUGGAAAAGUUCAUGACACUAAAAAGGACCUUCUUGAGCCACCAGGGACACUUUCUGGUUCCCCUAGGGUUGAUAAGCAUCUCCUGUUCUCCUUUUCCAGCCCGGAGAAAAACCCUCCUAACAGAGAAGUUGGAGAUAACUCUACCAACAAUGCUUCUCUCCUUGGAAUGGAACAAGUCUCCAAACUCGGUUCAACAGAUAUCCAUUCCACACAUGUCAAAAACCAGAGCCCUGGCCUCAGCUCCUGCCCUGGUGUCUCCCUCAAUGCUCAAGAAGACAGAGAAGAAAACAAACAGGAACUUCAGCGCAGCAGUAACUCCUGGGAGUUGACCCACCACUUAAACUCCGAGGAACUUGAGCGAGAUAACGCCUACGUUCUGAAGGAAAGCGAUAGAACUUUUCAAGGUGAAAGGUACAACCCAGAGGGGGGUUGCCUUCCCACAGAUCGCAUCAGCCAUGAUAGCCUACUAGAAGACAGUUCAUCAGGUUCAACCCCAAGCCUGGGGCAACUGGUAGACACGCCAGACUCGUUUGAGACAUUAGACAUUCACGAAGUUUUGGAAUCCUUUGAACCAGAGAGUCCCCGGAAAUGUUUACCCCCCGAUAAACCCGCCGAUAGCGGCUACGAAACGGAAAACCUAGAAUCUCCUGAAUGGACGUCCCACCUGGUUGGCAGCGAUUCUAGUGAAUCACCUGGAGAGCUGGUGCAGGAGAACCCCACGAUCAUCGUGUCAGCGGAUGUAAAUUCUUACGCCGACCCGACAAACGUGGGCAAUUUUGAAACCACUCCUCAGACAGCCUUGGAGGGCAUCCAUAAUUCAUACAGAGAUUCGGCCUAUUUCUCUGACAACGAUUCGGAGAUUGACAAGAAAUCCGAGGUCAUGAAUCUAUCGAAAAAGCCAACAGUAUUAGCCAAGGACCACGCCGAUUUCUUUGAAAUGGAAAAUGCUGGGAAUACAAAAGAUCCUUCCAGGGGCAGUGAAAUAGCUAAUUAUCAGUUCGUCGGGGACUUGACCUCACAGCUGGAGGUGGAAGGAGGAGGAGAUGACCAUGAGUCUGACGAAACAAAGCAGGAGUGGCUUCAUAAAGCCAAAGAUACACCUUCGCCGCCCCGCCCCGUCCCUGACCUAGAACGUACGGAUGAAGGUGACAUCUAUGAGGACUUCCCUAAAAGUGUAUCUUGCAUGGGCACCAGUACGGCAGAUUUUUUCCCCCAGGGCGAUCCGAAGCUCGCGCCCGCCUUGUACGUUGCUCCCGAACUCUUUGAAAAAUCCACCUUGAGUCAGCUUGAAGGCCAUAAGUUGAAAGAACCAGACAUCGAAGGAAAGUACCUGGGGAAACUUGGUGUUUCUGGGAUGCUGGAUCUCUCCUUAGACGAAGAGGACGCCGACGAGGAGGAUGGGAACAGCGACGAUUCGGAGGACGACCUGAAGAGUUUCCACCUCCACGGGCUUAGCUCGGACAGCGACGAGGACAUGGUGGUGCACCCCGUGCCGGAGAUCAUCAGCGAUGGAAGCGAUGGGAGGCAUCUAAGGAGCUUGCUGAAACAGACAAAGCAACCCCAGGAGAACCACUCGGCCGAAGCCUUUCAGAAGAAUGGGAAAAAAGCAGUAACGUUCUUCAAUGACGUCACCUUGUAUCUUUUUGAUCAGGAAACACCAACCAAAGAACUUGGAAAGCAUAUUGCUGAAUCAAACUCUAAUCACACUCCUGCCCUGGCUGCCAGUUUUGGUUACUUGAAUAAAUUCACCAGUUCAGAAAGUUCUACGGAUGAAGAAGGAGGUUUUGAGUGGGACGAUGACUUCCCUGCUCCUGGGCCCUCCGUGGCCUUGAAGGCCGCCAGCACUCUCAUCAGCUCCAAGUCUUCUUCCCUUCAGACCUCCAAGUACCUCUCUCCGCCGCCGCCGCCCCGAAGCCCUGAGCAGGACUGGUUCCGCCCGUCCCCUUACUCCAGGUUCUCCAUCUCACCGGCAAACAUUGCAAGCUUUUCGCUCACUCACCUGACCGACUCGGAUAUCGAACAGGGAGGGAGCAGUGAAGAUGGAGAAAAAGAUUAAGAACUGAAGCUUCUCUCGGUCUGUUCUCGUGAUUGUGGGGAAUACCUCCGGUUUGGACUAAGAGCCAUUUAAAAGAAAAAAAAGAGAGUCGGGAGCAGAAUUUGGAAUGGAUGUAUUUCACAGCCUACUAUUUUUGAAAAGCGGUGCAUUUGGCAUUUCCUCUUUAAUAUAUAUAUAUAUCAAAAACAGACCUCCCUAUGCUAGCUCUCUCCCAGUACUUGAAAUAAUCCUCCAGAUGAUUUGUACCACAGUGACGUUCUGGUUUAUAUAUAGGAUUGUAAUAUACUUUCUUUUUUGAGGGGGGUAGAGCCAUGUAUUAUCUGUAUGAAUGUGUAAAAUUGUAUAUAGUUGAGCUGCAGAUAUACUACAUUCCUUGAUCAAGCUGAGAGCUGUUGUGUAGCAAGCCAUAUUUUGCAGGUUUCACUCAUUGCUUAGCUGUAGGCGUGCUAGUUGUGUCCUUGCCAAGUCCCUUUGCACUGUACAAAAGCAUUCUGGACCAAUGGGAAUUGUAGUACUGGCAUAUUUAAAUCGGUUUUAUUUUAUUCCUGUGUCUCAGAACUUGAGUUGUCCCAUUGUUGCUUUCUUUUUAAAGGAUUUCUGCCACUUUUACAUGCUGCUCGUCUUUCUGAAAGGGUCACUCACUUGGAAACAGACAGGAAGAUAAUUCUCACUUGCAAUUAAUGGGGGGCAGUGGGUUGACUUAUUUGUGGUUGGCUAAAAAUGGUGAUGGUGAACUGGUUUGGGGGUUUCCCUUGGUUUUUCGUAGGGCAAAUUGUCUGCGUUUUUGUUGGAUGUGUGUGUGUGUGUGUGUGUGUCCAAAUGAUCUUCUUGGUUACUGGACAACUUCUAGGUUGACAUUGUCCAUGUCAACUGUUGACAUUGUCCAUGUCAACUUUUAAGGAUCCGUCCACGGUUCUGGUCACAGUCUGAUAGAAGAUUGUUUCCCUUCUACCAUCAGUUAUCUUUUUUUUGAAGUCAAGUACCUGUAAAAAAAUAAAAAAAGGAAGUUUUAAUAAAUUUGGGCUUGUUGGGUCUUGAGCCUGAGCAUGGAUCACAACAAUCUUCAGUAGGUCAUUGGCUCUUCCAUGACUGACGCAUGAGUCCCUGAAACUUAAUUGUCACAAGGUCUUUCAGGGUGCAAGUUGCAACCUAUGGGCUAACAGGCAGCAUUCAACCCAGAGGUUCUGCCUCGGCUUAAAGGAUCUUUUCUGAGCUCCAGCCCACUUUGUAUAGAUGUAUCCUGAACAUUCCCAAAACAGGAGAAGGCCCUGAUGGUGACAAGCACAGCUUUAGUUACACCUUAUGUGGGCAAGCAGCUUUGAUUCUCAGUAGAACAGUUCUCUCUCGUCUUAAAAUGUAUUUCUCAUUCUAAAAAGAAGCAUAUGUGCUGUUUUGUAUAAUUUGCACACAUAGUUUGGUAGGGGAAGAACAUGCUGGCUUCCCAUUUGUAGAGCUGUUGGGUCGUCCGACAAAAUGAGCUGCUGAAAGGAUGAAUUUUUGAGAAGAACUAGAUAGAGUGGAAAAAAAAAAUAACGUGGGAAGGAUUGGAAAGAAACACGCGUGCUUUUAACCCUUCACCUGUCUUAAUUCUUGGAAGCUAUGUGAAGGGUAGAAACGGUCAUGCGUGAAACAUGCCAGGGAGUGGUAGAGUGUUGACGUAGUGUAAGCAUCUAAAGAACUCCCCCCC